Symbiodinium pilosum is the source of this 475-nucleotide messenger RNA. The record is from the annotation of a GenBank genome assembly. Lineage: Eukaryota; Dinophyceae; Suessiales; Symbiodiniaceae.
GAUCAACUCUGUCAAUGACCUCACUGGCGGCAAGGAUCACGCCCCGGCCUUCUCCACCAAUCCUCUGGCACGCCCUGAAGAUUUGGCAGAUGGCAACCGAUGCGCAAGCGACGAGGAGCUUCUGGGUAAGCUGUGCUACAAGAAGUGCUCGCUCCUGACGGAUGGCAAGGCGCCCAUCCGUCUCAGCGCGUUCUCCUGCGGCAAGUCCCGGGGCUUUCAGGACUUCUUCGCCGCCAAGGUGGGAACGCUGGUCCCUUGCGAAGGCUACGAUGUCUCGGGCGACGAGGCCGGCAAUGGCUGCCCACACAAGGUUGGCACGUGUUUGGUCAACGAGGAGUUCUCUCUAGGAAAGUGCUACAAGCGAUGUGAGGACUUGACUGACGGUAGACCCGCCGCAUCUGCACUGUCGCCCCCAUUCUCCUCCCUUUGGGGCCAUGAGGUGAGAGAUGAGCGCGUUCAGGGGCCACGUUUGUAA